GACAGAGAGCAAAUUUUCCUUUAAAUUGUUCUUGAGAAUCAGACCCCAGAAAGAUGGGAAUACGGAUCUGAUGGACUAUCUCAAUGUGAAAGAUUCGAAACAUCUCCGAUUGGAGGUACCAGAGGAUUCUGUCACGUAUAAAAAUGGACGCAUCGAAGCAGAUUUUGAAUAUUCUGAGAUCUUCGUACCAUCUACGACCCAAGAACGUGUGUUCGACGUCACAACGAAGAAUCUUCUCGAUGGGUUCCUGAAGGGACAGAGCUGCCUGAUUAUGGCGUAUGGAGUGACAGGAAGUGGCAAAACGUAUACAAUCAUGGGUCCUGAAGGGAACCAAGGCCUGAUUCCCCGCGCCCUGCAUUAUAUUAUAAAUGGAAUGGGAACUUUUGAUUUCAAAUCUCGCUUUGACACGAAUGAAGAGAAAGUGACCUUAGAGAUGAGUUUCCUGGAAGACUAUCAAAACUGCAUCUACGAUCUGCUCUCGCCGACGAUCCGCGUCGGUCAAAGCAAGCCGAUGCUGAAUGCUCGUUCUGAUGCGAACGGGUUCCUUCACAUAAUUAACCUCACCGAAAAACAAAUCUCCUCGCUGAAAGAAGGCAUGGACGUCAUCGCGAUGGGGACCAAAGAGAAGCACGUCGCGGAGACGAAAAUGAACCUGGACUCCUCGCGUUCGCACACCAUGUGCACGUUCAACCUCAUCCGCACCAACAAGCAGUUCAUGCGCGAGAUCAUCGCGACGUGCCGCAUCGUGGACCUCGCCGGCAGCGAGCGUCUGAACCGCACGAACGCGUCGGGCGAGCGAAGCCAGGAGGCCGGGCACAUCAACACCGACUUGAUGUAUCUGAUGCAGUGCCUGCGCUCGCUGGUGGAUUCGCAAAGCAAGCCGAACCAGCGCGUGAUUUUCCGGAACUGCCGACUCACGCAUCUGCUCUCCGUAGGCGAAGAAGGCCGCGGUGAGGCGUAG
Molecule: messenger RNA, 961 nt
Organism: Blastocystis hominis
Lineage: Eukaryota; Bigyra; Opalinata; Blastocystidae
Exons: 4
Coding region: 71-961 (296 amino acids)
Biological process (GO): microtubule-based movement
Cellular component (GO): kinesin complex; microtubule
Molecular function (GO): microtubule binding; ATP binding; microtubule motor activity
Source: RefSeq, a predicted model, not a curated record